AAGGAAAAAAAUACUCUUCACCGUCGGUAAGACGGAGUACUUACUUUAAUGCAACAAUCGGCGACUGUGCUUACACGCGCCGGCCAGCAGCGCGUGGGAACCGGCCCGUGCCCUAAUCCUCCCCUGACCUAGAAAACAAGGAAAUGGUGACCACUGCCUCCAACUUGUCCCUCUGCCGUGCCUACCAAGAAAAAUAAAACCCUCAUUUCUCUGUCUCUCCCCCCUUCCCCCUUCUCUCUCUCUUUCUCUCUCUCUCUCUCACACACAUCACCAGAAGGAAGAACAACGGAACCACAAGAUGAAGAUCAAGAACAAAGGGAAGGUACAUCCAUCUCCGUCGUCGGCGGCGCCGGUGGCGGCUCCGUACUGUGUCGUUGGAGACGCUCUGUCGGGGCUGAAGAUGCUGCCGGCGGCGAUUCUCGCUCUAGCGUCGGUGCUUUCUCUGGAAGACCGCGAGGUCCUGGCGUACAUGAUUACCAGGUCCAUGAAGGCCCCCACCAGCACCAGCACCAGCACCAGCACUUCUUCUCUCAUCCACAACGAUAAGAAGAAGAGCAAGAAAUCGCAACCCAACAGCACCGUGAACAACAGCAGUAAUCACCACAGCCACAGCCCUCUCUUCGACUGCGACUGCUUCCACUGCUACACCAGCUUCUGGUUCCGGUGGGACUCAUCGGCGAACCGCGAGCUCAUCCACCAAGCCAUCGAAGCCUUCGAGGACCAUCUCGCCGCCGGAGAGCGGGGAACUUCUCGCCGGCGUCAAAUAGGUAAAGGCAAGAAGAAAGACAAGUCCAUUCGUCGGAACACCGAUAAGCCGGUGCCGGAGACGAUGGACUCUUCCAGUCUCUCGCCUGAAACUGUGGAAGACUGUGCUGCUGAGUCGCCGGUUCCGGCGGCUUCCUCUUCGGAAAAACCGGAGCUCGCGGCCGAGUUUCCGAACGGAACGCCGCCGGAGACGGCAGCGGUUGUACGGGGCGCGGUGGACAAUAACUCCAGGGGGUUGGCUCGGAAGAUGCUGCCGGACGUGGUGGGGUUAUUGAAUUCGCGUUUGUGGAGCCUUUGGAGUCCGAAUGCGUAAAUUUUCGAGCCCAGAAAAACGACAAUUAUAUAUAUAUUUUUGGGUUAGUUUUUACUUUGUAUGCAUUAUGUUAUGACCCUUUGAAGUAAAGUAAGCAUUUGCUUCCUUCAAAAAUCUUCCUAUUCACGUUCGUUUUUGGGUGCCUGAACUUGAGGCACUCGCCGGCGGGUAGUUUUACCCGGCGAGGCGGUCUAGCUGUUCUUCGCUCACUGUUUUUUGUUUUGAAAAACAUGUUUUAGUUGUUUUUUGCAUUAUUUAAUUUUGCUUAGGAGCUAAGUUUUGAAAGUUGGUGAAGAUAGGUGGACCAAAUAGAUUAUAGAUGUGACCUCGGGUCUUAAGCGGCGACCUUACUGUAUUAAUGCUGCUCUAUAUAUGAUAUGAUGCUGCUUUUUU
This is a messenger RNA of Malania oleifera, 1471 nucleotides long. RefSeq lists its product as uncharacterized. The transcript has a single exon. Bases 299 to 1078 code for a protein of 259 amino acids. NCBI's taxonomy places the organism in Eukaryota, Viridiplantae, Streptophyta, Magnoliopsida, Santalales, Ximeniaceae. The record is from RefSeq and is a predicted model, not a curated record.